This is a messenger RNA of Hypoxylon trugodes, 1809 nucleotides long. RefSeq names its product alkaline proteinase. Bases 222 to 1448 code for a protein of 408 amino acids. NCBI's taxonomy places the organism in Eukaryota, Fungi, Ascomycota, Sordariomycetes, Xylariales, Hypoxylaceae. Gene Ontology annotation, biological process: proteolysis. The record is from RefSeq and is a predicted model, not a curated record. Gene Ontology annotation, molecular function: serine-type endopeptidase activity. The transcript has 4 exons.
AUCUUUUGUAUACCUUGAGGGCCCUUUUUUAUAGUACGCCGUGCUAUCUCGUAAUAUGGGCUAUAUUGUGUCGCCAUCGAGCACGACGCUUUGAAUUCCAACAAGCCUUGAGAAAGUCUAUAUAAGCCGCUCUGAUCGCUUUGAUUUAGUUUAUCUUGAAUAAUAACCAGCCCCAACUGACAAACCGUUAUCCAUCUUUCAACUUCAUACCAUCCUCAACAAUGGCUAACCUCCGCCGCCUCGCGCUCUUCAUCGGAGCUCUGCUCCCUUCCGUUUUUGCCGCUCCUACUCCUGCCGCUCAGCAGAAGCGUGAGAUCAUCCCCGGCAAAUACAUCGUUACUCUCAAGGAGGGUAUCAGCAACGAGGACUUCAAGUCUCACUUGAACUGGGCUCGCGAUGUCCAUGCCCGAAGCUUGGGCAAGCGUGACACUGUCGGUGUCUCGCACGAGUACCAAAUCCACAACUUCAGCGCUUACGCUGGCGAGUUCGACGACGAGACUCUUGAGCAAAUCAAGAACAGCGCUGAUGUCGCCGAGAUUGAGGAGGACCAGGUUUGGCACCUUUACGAUGAGGCUCCCGAAGUCUCCAAGAGAGCUCUCACUACCCAAACCGGAGCCACAUGGGGUCUUGGAACUGUCUCUCACCAGGCUUCUGGCUCCACUUCCUAUGUUUACGAUAGCUCAGCUGGCCAAGGCACUUUCGCCUACAUCAUCGACACCGGUCUCCUUACUACCCACCAGCAAUUCAGUGGCCGUGCUUCAGUUGGCUACAACGCCGUUGGUGGCAGCGAUGACGAUGCCGUAGGUCAUGGUACUCACGUUGCCGGUACUAUCGGAGGUUCCACCUACGGUGUUGCCAAGCAAGCUACCAUCGUUGCUGUCAAGGUCUUCCAGGGCGAGAGCAGUUCCACUUCAAUCAUCUUGGAUGGAUACAGCUGGGCUGUUAACGACGUCACCAGCAAGGGUCGUCAAAGCAAGUCCGCUCUCAGCUUGUCUCUAGGUGGUGGCUUCUCUUCUGCCUUCAACAAUGCCGUCAACUCUGCUUACAGCUCUGGUGUCCUUUCCGUCGUCGCCGCCGGUAAUAGUGCUACUGAUGCUGGUCAAACCUCGCCCGCCUCUGCUGCCAAUGCUCUUACCAUUGGUGCUAUUGACAAGAACUGGGCCAUCGCUACCUACUCCAACUAUGGCUCGGUCGUCGAUGUUUUCGCUCCCGGCACUGACGUCCUUAGCUCUUGGAUCGGUUCCAACACUGCCACUAACACCAUCUCUGGUACUUCCAUGGCUACCCCCCACGUCACCGGUCUCUCCCUUUACCUGAUCGCCCUUGAGGGUCUUUCCACCCCCGCUGCUGUCACCAACCGCAUCAAGGCUCUUUACACCACCGGUAAGCUUACCGGUAUCCCAAGCGGUACCGUUAACGCCGUCCUAUACAACGGAAACGGCGCUUAAAUCAUGUGAUCUCUUAUUAAUCAACCCAACUCAAUCCUAGAUUGAGGUGGUAACUAAGGAGACUAGACCUAUCUUGCAUUAGGAAAGAUGAUUGGAUAAUACGCUUUGAUUUUGUUGAAUCGCCCUUGGGUAAUGGAUGUUAGACGUUACGUGGGAUGUAUCAUGUGGCGAGCAUUCAUCCAAGCGUUAGUUAGAAGCCGUUUUGAACAAUCCAAUUUUUGGCUUUCCAGUCUUUUCAUACCAUCCGUGCCCUUAUCUUCGCAUAUUACACGCUACCUUCACAUGCCUACCUAGGUACCUACAUACAUAUGUAAGUAGAUACAUGCCAGAUACAUACCAGGUAUACUUAACUCAACUCCUU